CACUUAGCAUCUAUAACAUAAGAGCACAGGCAGUCCCCGCAGACAAGAACGGCCUUCCUAAGAUGUCAUUCUGUGAACCCCCAAAGGAACCAAGUAGGAACCUCACCGAGGCGACCUUGCCAUUCUCGUAUCCCACUAGCAGAACACAGAAUGUGGCGAUAGGGAUCCUGAUAGCCUUUCCGGCUCUGGCGUUUCUAACAGUAGGUACAAGAGUUGCUGGCACGCUUUCAUCCCGGCGGUUUGGAUGUGGUAAGUGGCCGCCCCUGCAUGGAACAUCUGCGGCGGCACAGCUUGCUGACACGUCGAUAUAGACGAUGGCUUGGUUUGUAUAGCAAUGGUGUGAACUGCCUUUGGCAACAGACUGCUUGAGUCCGAAUUGCUCACGAUGAACAGGUCCUGUCAAUACUUGAGACAAUAGCGAGCUAUAUGUGUAAGUCU
This is a messenger RNA of Pseudomassariella vexata, 438 nucleotides long. RefSeq lists its product as uncharacterized. The record is from RefSeq and is a predicted model, not a curated record. The transcript has a single exon. Lineage: Eukaryota; Fungi; Ascomycota; Sordariomycetes; Amphisphaeriales; Pseudomassariaceae. The coding region runs from base 63 to 311 and encodes 82 amino acids.